Vicugna pacos (alpaca) is the source of this 3961-nucleotide messenger RNA. Lineage: Eukaryota; Metazoa; Chordata; Mammalia; Artiodactyla; Camelidae. The record is from RefSeq and is a predicted model, not a curated record.
AUGUGACCCCUGAUCACGUGUCUCCGCCGCCGGCUCGGGCUUGAAGAACCGCAGCAGAUUUUAGGUAAAGUUUUGAGAAAGAAGAAAUCAAGGUCAGAGAGGGAGUCAUCCCAGAUCUUUGGGGAGAAGGGGCUGCAAGAAGUAGCUCUCCCUUCACCAUAGCAGGACAGUUAGAAAGAACAGGUCUGUAAACCUGAUGCAGGCAGGAGUUGCACCUGACAUAUUUCUGUCUCUGCCAUCGCACACUGUGGCAGCCUGUGUAGUGUUCUGCACAGAGGUUAAGAAGAGACAGAGCCCCGAGGCCUCCUAGGAUAACAGCUCCAAAUGAGCUGGUGCCACCCUCCUAGCUGAUCGUGUUCCCUCAGCUCCCCAGGGGAUGUGGUUGUGAGACAGAACCCACAGAACCUGCAGGAAGAGGACUCUCAGGGCCAUGGCCCAGCUUAGCAUCAACAGUGACCUUGGCGAGUGGGGCUUAAGCACAGACUCCGGGGAGCGGGCCCGUCUGCUGCAGAGUCCCUCUGUGGACAUGGCCCCCAAGAGUGAGGGAGAGGCUUCUCCUGAAGUUGUGGGCAGAGGUACCACUUCUACACUUGGGGCCAUCUUCAUCGUUGUCAAUGCCUGCCUGGGCGCAGGGCUGCUCAACUUCCCAGCAGCCUUCAGCACUGCAGGGGGUGUGGCAGCCGGCAUCACGCUGCAGAUGGCCAUGUUGGUUUUCAUCAUCAGUGGCCUCGUCAUCCUGGCCUACUGCUCCCAGGCCAGCAAUGAGAGAACCUACCAGGAGGUGGUGUGGGCUGUGUGUGGCAAGCUGACAGGCGUGCUGUGCGAGGUGGCCAUUGCCAUCUACACCUUCGGGACCUGCAUUGCCUUCCUCAUCAUCAUUGGGGACCAGCAGGACAAGAGUGAGGUCCCCCUCAGUACCUACCUCAUCCCUCCCCCUGGGCCCCUGGGGGUCCUGGGUGGGAGGAAAAGAGCACAGAACACCUGCCCAAGGCCUAGCCUGGGCCUGGCACUCAUCUGGGAAUCCUCCCUGCUGGCUGCUGGGCCCAUUAGAGAGAUGGAGGCCCUGCAGAGCUGGAGGGCUGCACCCUGCAGUAGCCUGGCAUCACGUUCCCUCCUUCCUUCCUAUGCAGUUAUAGCUGUGAUGGCAAAGGAGCCUGCAGGGGCCAGCGGCAGCCCCUGGUACACAGACCGCAAGUUCACCAUCAGCCUCACUGCCUUCCUCUUCAUCCUGCCCCUUUCCAUCCCCAGGGAGAUCGGCUUCCAGAAAUAUGCCAGCUUCCUAAGCGUCGUGGGCACCUGGUACGUCACUGCCAUCAUUAUCAUCAAAUACAUCUGGCCCGAUAAAGAGAUGACGCCAGCAGAUGCCCUGAACAGGCCAGCUUCCUGGAUAGCCGUGUUCAAUGCCAUGCCCACCAUUUGCUUCGGAUUUCAGUGCCACGUGAGCAGUGUGCCCGUCUUCAACAGCAUGCGGCAGCCCGAGGUGAAGACCUGGGGCGGGGUGGUGACAGCCGCCAUGGUCAUAGCCCUCGCUGUCUACAUGGGCACAGGCAUCUGUGGCUUCCUGACCUUUGGAGAUGCGGUGGACCCCGACGUGCUCCUGUCCUACCCGUCGGAGGACAUGGCUGUGGCCGUUGCCCGUGCCUUCAUCAUCCUGAGCGUGCUCACCUCCUACCCCAUCCUGCACUUCUGUGGGCGGGCGGUGGUUGAAGGCCUGUGGCUGCGCUACCAGGGGAUGCCGGUGGAGGAGGACGUGGGGCGGGAGCGGCGGCGGCGAGUGCUGCAGACGCUGGUCUGGUUCCUGCUCACCCUGCUGCUGGCGCUCUUCAUCCCUGACAUUGGCAAGGUCAUCUCAGUCAUCGGAGGCCUGGCCGCCUGCUUCAUCUUCGUCUUCCCAGGGCUGUGCCUCAUUCAGGCGAAACUCUCUGAGAUGGAGGAAGUCAAGCCAGCCAGCUGGUGGGCGAUGGUUAGUUAUGGAGUCCUCUUGGUCACUCUGGGAGCCUUCAUCUUUGGCCAGACCACAGCCAACGCCAUCUUUGUGGAUCUCUUAGCAUAACCACUGCCUCCCAGGGAAUACAUGUAUUUGCCAUUGGACCUGGGAACCCAUCUCAUAGAGCUGCAGAGCCACCCUGCAGAGUCUGGCAUUGUUGCCUUCUACUGGUGGGAUGACAUCUGAACAUCCUUUCUAGGGACAGUUCUGGGGUGAAAUUACGCCCCACACUUAUGGACAGCUCAAACUCAGCUCCCUUCCUGCUCCCUGGUCCUGGCAGUGCCAUGGAUGGUGGGAAGAGAUCUUGUGUCACAGAGGAGCCUUCCCCUGCCUCCUCCAACUGUUGACUUCUCCAUGCCUGGAAGCCAUGGGUGAAGAGGUUUAGUAGGUCUCUGAAGAAAGAACCCAGCCUGAAACCCACUCUGGAGAAAGAGUGUGGGCCAAGGGCUCCCAUCUUCCACAGAGAAGCCUGUCCUGAAUAGGGGCUGUGUUCAUCACCCCAGGACUCAUUGCCUGCUCCUGUCCGUUGGCAGCCCAACCAGCAGUGACUUUCUCUGGCAAGUUCCAAAGGUAGUACUAAAGUUAUACAACUGUGCAGAGGCAGGUAGAUUGAUGCCUUGUCCACUGCCUCCUGGGCCCACAGGGAGCCUAAGAGCCCUCAUUCUCAUGGCUGAUUGACAUUUCCCAAGCCUUCUGAGGCCUCAUCCUAUCUCUACCCAGACCUGAAGGUCCAGGCAUCCAUCUGCUCCUCCAUCCCCAGACAUCAACAAGUCUAAUGUUUACAAACGGUGUCAGCCCAGCUCUGAGCCAGGGGCCAGGGCCGUCCCGUGCCACGGUGCUGUGAGGACUCCUCCCUUAAUUUUCCCCAUGGCGGGAGUCUGCUUUUCUCUCACAGAUUCCAGGUGGGCCCCUCUUUUUUGAGGCACAAGGGUGGGUGAUGGAGAAGGCUGGGAACCUCUCAGACCCAUGAGGGCUGGGCUAGUGAGGAUCAAGGUGAAUCUGUCUGGUAUCUUCACUUUCAUUGGUUGCUUCUCUUCCCUCUGCCUUGCACGUGCCCCUCCCGCCAACCUGAGCCCGGCAGCCUGGAGACAAGAAAGGCAUCUGAGUUGUCACUGACUGAGCAACAACUGAGUGUGGUCAUGCCAGCCUGGAAGUUUCCCUUCCAAUCUGGAUCUUGUCUGCUUCUUCCCCCUAUCACCUCUUCACCCCUACCCCAUUUUUCCUGUGUAGCUCAAUCUCUCCUGCUAAGAGAUGAAUGGGGGUGGGGGUGGCCAAAUUCUCUCUUGUCACUUCGUCAGCUCCACACAUACUCCAGGCCUGGCCUCCUCUUCGUCCACACUGAGGUCACACCUAGGUUGAGCCCCAGGAGGGUUGAAGAGGGAUGUUACUUCCCCCUUUGUAUUCCUGUUUUGAACACCUGGCCACUGACUUAGGCCAAUCCCAGGCACCGCUUCUGCCUGGAAAACCCAGCACUUCCCUGGCCCCUCCUGCCUAAAACCUCUGAAUGGAGGGGUGGGGGUGAGAGGGACCCCAGCCCUCAGGGCAGUGAGAUAAGCAGCAGAGGCUGGCUGGAGGCCAGAUUGGCUUCUGCUCAGUCCCCAGACUGGGUGACCUGCCUUUCCUCACAUCCCCUCUCUGCCCCUUGGGCCAGACCCACUUGGCCGCUUUUUCUCAGUCCAUUGCACAGCACCGGGGCCCGCCAGUGUCCAUCUCUGACAAGGUUAGGAGGACGGCCCAUCAGCAGGGCUGCACUGCCUCCUAAUGUUGGAUUUCAGUUGAGGGGCGCGGGAACGUAAGGGGAGUCAUGGCACAGAAACGGACCAGUCGGGAAAAGGAGCUGCAAUCUGGCCCCUUGGCCUAACCUCAGGAGCCCCUUCCCCUGCCCUCCCUGCCAGGGCAUUUUACUGUUUCUUUUCUACUUGUGCACAUUCAGACCAGGGAGGAUGAUUAAUAAAAAGGGACCUGUGCUGCUGA